Molecule: messenger RNA, 378 nt
Organism: Closterium sp. Naga37s-1
Lineage: Eukaryota; Viridiplantae; Streptophyta; Zygnematophyceae; Desmidiales; Closteriaceae
Source: the annotation of a GenBank genome assembly
AUGUGUCGUUACGCAGAUCCGGCUGGUGCUGAUGAUCAAGGAUCCUCCCUUCUGUCCCACCCCUCCCGUUUCGCUGCGCCCCACCCCUCUACGCCCCUGCCAAUCCACUCACUGCGCGCCAAUGCGCAGAUCCGACUGGUGCUGAUGAUCGAGGACCCGUGCGACCCGCUGUCCUCGUUUCGUUCCACCCCACCCACCUGCCAAUGUUCGUUGCUCCCCACCCCUCCCGUUCCCUGCAGAUCCGGCUGGACCCGCGUAAGGCGGAGCGGCGGCAGAUGGGCAUCGAGAACGAGAGCGACGAGAGGAGACGAGAUCGCUGGCGCGUUCUUUGAGGUACAAGGGGAGGGGGAGAGGGGAGAGGUGGGGCGAGGGGACGAG